This is a messenger RNA of Coregonus clupeaformis (lake whitefish), 5284 nucleotides long. RefSeq names its product collagen alpha-6(IV) chain. Lineage: Eukaryota; Metazoa; Chordata; Actinopteri; Salmoniformes; Salmonidae. Bases 212 to 5116 code for a protein of 1634 amino acids. Gene Ontology annotation, molecular function: extracellular matrix structural constituent. The record is from RefSeq and is a predicted model, not a curated record. Gene Ontology annotation, cellular component: basement membrane; collagen trimer. The transcript is spliced from 43 exons.
UACAGGAGAACCGUGUAAUGGGUUGGACUGUAGUGGGGGAUGCAAUUGUAACCCAGAGAAAGGCAGCAGGGGGCGUCCAGGGGCCUUGGGGCCAGUAGGACCCAGUGGACCAGAGGGCUUCCCAGGUGACCAAGGGCCAUCAGGGCCCAAAGGAGAGAAGGGUCACGUCGGACUCGGGGGCCCCUCUGGGCUGAAAGGAGAAAAGGGGCCUAUGGGCGUACCAGGGUUCCCAGGAACCGACGGAGUCCCAGGUCACCCAGGUGCGGACGGUGGCAGGGGUCUAGCGGGUGCAGACGGGUGUAACGGUACCCAGGGAGACCCAGGUCCCAGAGCUCUAGAUGGAGGAAUGCCUGGAGCUCCAGGACUCUCUGGGCCUACAGGUCCUAAAGGACAGAAGGGAGAGCCUGUAUACGUUGGACUCAGUGGGGGAGUUCCUGGUCGGCCUGGACCGGAUGGUGUACCUGGUCCUAGAGGUCCAGACGGAGGUCCCGGUGACUUCGGCCCCAGAGGUCCUGAUGGAUUCCUUGGUGCUCCAGGCCCCCCCGGUCCCCCUGGCCCUGUAGGGAGCCCCAGUCUAGGGUUUCAGGGGGAGCCAGGAGACAAGGGCGACGCAGGUCAGCCAGGACCCCGAGGCGUGCCCGGCGACGAGCCGCUAGUAGGCGCAACUGUUACCACUAUCUACAAAGGAGCUAAGGGCGAUGUGGGCCCGCAGGGAGACCCAGGCAGGCCCUUGGUCAGUGGAGUGGUGGAGUUUGUGGGCUUUCCUAAAGGAGACAAAGGAACAAAGGGGGAAGGGGGUUACAAAGGAGUGCGUGGACCAACUGGUAGACCUGGCCCACCUGGUCCUUUUGGCUAUCCUGGCGAGGUGGGAGAGAAUGGAAUUUUGGGGUAUCCAGGGGGGCGGGGUCCUCCUGGUUUUAACGGGCCUCCCGGAUCUCAAGGAAGACAGGGAUUCAUAGGAAGUCCAGGGUUCCCCGGCCAACCAGGCUACAGAGGACCUAAGGGCGAACAGGGAGAACAGGGGCCUCCCGGACCCCCAAUCUACACUGACGCACAAGGGAUGUCUGUUCAAGGAGCACCAGGUGACAACGGUAUCAACGGCCUCCCCGGUCAACCAGGUGAUGCAGGAGCUCCAGGGUUUCCAGGACAACCAGGACGACCAGGCGACUCCUUCGGCGAUGGUCGCAGAGGUAGCCCAGGGUUCCCUGGUACCCAGGGGCCUAAGGGAGAGAGGGGUAACCCAGGCAGACAGGGCUAUGGUCCUGAGGGCCAACCAGGAGGACAAGGCUUACCAGGAACCCCCGGACCACCCGGACCACCAGGCAGAUCUGCCAACAUCCAAACUGACUUGUUCAACAAUCUACCAGGAACGCCAGGACGACCAGGAGCCCAGGGACCACCUGGAGCCAGUGGAUAUAAGGGACCCAAAGGGGAGCUGGGUGACUGUAACUGCCUGGGAGAAGGCACCUCGGGUGGGGUGGGGGCACUGGGUGCUCCUGGGGCUGAUGGAAGACCUGGGGGGUCAGGACGUAAAGGCGAGAGCGGAGACCCUGGCAUACCUGGUUUCGGAGGACAACCAGGAACACCUGGUCGUGCGGGUGAGAGGGGUUUCUUCGGGCGUAAAGGAGAGAAGGGUGCUUCCUUCUACCCGUCGUUCAGCCGGGGGAUCAAGGGUGAACUGGGGGCCCAGGGCCCUCGGGGCCCCCCUGGAGACAUGGGCCGACCCGGGAGAGAUGGACUGCCUGGCUUCCCUGGACAGCCUGGGCCUCCUGCUGAUGUCGAUGGCUACGGAUCCGUCGGAGAGAGAGGUUUCCCAGGGUUCUCAGGGGCCAAAGGUCGCGCGGGUGAACCAGGAGAGAGUGGGAUUGGCUACGAGGGUGACGUCGGUACCCGCGGGUUGCCAGGCGACCCGGGCUUCUCCGGGUUACCAGGGCAACCUGGUUUGCCUGGCCCGCCAGGUGACAGCUGUGGGCAGGAGGGGGUUAAUGACGCAGAGGGAGGGUUGACGGUCCCUUGUCGUCUAUCUGGCGAGGAUGGAGAACCCGGCUACCCAGGAAUACCUGGAAGACCAGGUUCCAAGGGCGAGCCAGGUUUCCCAGGGGGUCCCGGUCGGCCCGGCUUUGAUGGAGGGAAAGGAGAGAGAGGAGACCCUGGCUUCGGAGGUCGGCCUGGACCACAAGGAUUCCCUGGCCCCAGAGGAGAUGCGGGGGUCCCAGGUAUCCCAGGCGAGGGCCGUCCAGGGGCCCCAGGGAAGAACGGGCUCCCGGGGCGACCGGGGGAAAAGGGGCAGCCGGGGCAGGUGCUGGGGGCCUCAAUAGGGCUCCCUGGAUCACCUGGGUUCCCUGGAGGACCAGGAGACAAGGGAGAGCGAGGAGCGUCGGGACUACCUGGAGGAUCAGGUUUUGACGGACGGUCCGGUGUUCCCGGAGCUAAGGGCGAGCGCGGUACAGAUGGCUACCCCGGAACGCCAGGUCUUCCCGGACUUCCUGGAGAGGGCAGACUGGGUGGAUUUCCCGGUCCUGCCGGACCACCCGGAAGGAAAGGAUUAACCGGAUCUCCAGGCUGUCAAGGCUACCCCGGUGUGAAGGGAGCCAGAGGUGACGCAGGCUUCCCAGGCCCAGCUGGGAUGAAGGGACAACCAGGAGAACCAGGAGGCGAUGGCCCUCCAGGACUCAGGGAUCUUCCAGGACCACCGGGCCCCGGGGGAAGAGACGGCAUCCCUGGGGGACCAGGAAGAAAGGGCGAGAGCGGUUACCCCGGACUGGUGGGUUUCCCCGGAAUGCCAGGUAACCCUGGAAGACCUGGUGGUCCAGGAGGGAAAGGAGCUCCUGGAUUCUCAGGAAGAGAAGGUCUGCCCGGAGACUUCGGAGCACCAGGACCUAAAGGUGACAGAGGUGACACUGGUCUCCCCGGCGCACCCUCUCUGCCCGUCAGAGUUGAGUACAUUGAGAAGGGACAGAGGGGCGACAAUGGUGCCAACGGUCUACCCGGUUUCCCUGGACCUAGAGGUGACAAGGGUUUCCCAGGGCAGCCUGGUCGUCAGGGAUUGCCCGGGCUGCCUGGUUAUGCUGACAGGGCUAAAGGAGAACCAGGACUUCCUGGUCUCCCUGGACGCCCAGCCGGGCCAGGCUACCCAGGACCUAAAGGAUCUCCCGGUAUUAUCGGCUUCCCUGGCAUGCCUGGACCUAGGGGUGACGAUGGCGAACCUGGCUUCCCUGGAAACCCUGGAGUCCCUGGUCAGCCAGGUGCUAAAGGUGAGAGAGGUGACUCGUCCGGCUACCCCGGUGGUCCGGGAGCUAAAGGUGAGGCCGGAACCCCUGGUUACUCAGGUGGCCCAGGUGCUAAAGGCGCCCCCGGGGACAACGGUUUCCCAGGCGGCCCUGGGUUCAGCGGACAGAAGGGAGCACUGGGAGAUUCAGGAAGACCCGGACUCACGGGUACCCCUGGUUUCACUGGCGGUAAGGGUCUGAACGGAUACCCAGGAGGAAGAGGUCUAGAUGGGACGCCUGGCCGCCCCGGCUCCCCUGGAACAUCUGGAGAGAAAGGUCUGCCAGGAUCUCCUGGUCUUGAUGGGCUCAACGGACUGGCUGGACCCAAGGGUCUACCAGGAACCCCAGGUUAUAGUGAGGGGGGUCGUCCCGGCACCCCUGGCGUGGCUGGUCUGAAGGGAGAGAGGGGCUCCUCCAUCCCAGGAGGACCUGGGUACAAUGGAGAGAAGGGAGCUAGAGGAGAGUCAGGGGGUCCUGGUAUGACGGGCUUCCCAGGUCUGCCUGGUCCUCGCGGGGAGACGGUCGAUUCUAACAUCCCUGGACCACUGGGAAACCCUGGCCUGCCUGGAAUCGAUGGAGAACAAGGUUACCGUGGUCCUCCAGGCCCCCCAGGCCCACCUGGGCCCGGUACAACCCAGGGAGACAGAGGCGACGCUGGGCUAUCUGGCAUCCCUGGUACCCCUGGUAACCGUGGAGACCCUGGGGGUCCAGGUGGCAUAGGACGGGACGGAAACCCUGGAUUCAAAGGAGCGAGAGGUGACUCUGGGUACAGUGGAGCAUCAGGACAAAAGGGCUUCCCUGGAGAUCCAGGAUACUAUGGAGGGAAAGGACCCAAAGGAAGGAGAGGUAAUUAUGGUAAAAAGGGACCCCCAGGUAUAAUUUUCCCCGGGCCGAACAUCCAGAUAACCUAUGGAGACAUGGGAGGCCCCGGGGCCAACGGAGCUCCAGGGGCCGUGGGAGAACCAGGCAAUCCCGGCAUGCCAGGCAGAGCUGGUCCUAAAGGCAGGCCUGGUGGGGUGGGGAAGCUGGGGAGGAACGGAGGGUCAGGUCUGGAUGGACCUCUGGGAGGCUCUGGUCCUCCUGGUUUCCCUGGACCUACCGGGUCACAAGGUCUGCCCGGUAAGCCCGGCCUGCAGGGUCCCCCAGGUAGUGUGGCACGCAGCAGGAGUAUUGGCUACACUCUGGUGAAGCACAGUCAGAACAACCAGGUGCCCAUGUGUCCUCAGGGCAUGGCUCAGCUCUGGGAAGGAUACAGUCUGCUGUAUGUGGAGGGGCAAGAGAAGGCCCAUAACCAGGACCUCGGUAUGGCGGGCUCCUGCCUUACCCGUUUCAGCACUGUCCCCUUCCUGUACUGCACGCCCAACGAGAUCUGCUAUUACGCCAGCCGCAAUGACAAGUCCUUUUGGCUGUCCACCACGGCGCCCAUCCCCAUGAUGCCGGUAGGAGAGGAGGCCAUCAGCCAGUACAUCAGCAGGUGCUCCGUGUGCGAGGCCUACUCCCAGGCUGUAGCUGUCCACUCACAGGACCUCACCAUCCCCACCUGCCCUGCCGGCUGGAGGUCCCUCUGGAUCGGGUACUCCUUCCUCAUGCACACUGCUGCCGGGGCUGAGGGCGGCGGCCAGUCCCUGGUAUCUCCAGGGUCCUGUCUUGAAGACUUCCGCGCCACGCCCUUCAUCGAGUGUAACGGGGCCAAGGGCACCUGCCACUACUUUGCCAACAAGUACAGCUUCUGGCUGACCACGGUUGAGCCUAACCGGGAGUUCGACCCCCCUCCGAUGGACACACUGAAGGGAGGCAACCAACGCAGCCGAGUCAGUCGCUGUCAAGUCUGCAGCAAGAUCUUGUAGCUGGGAUAAGAGUUGAAGAUGGAGAGAUAGAGAGAAGAUAUGGAAAAUGAAAGAGAGAGAGACUGAAACAACAAAGGAGAGGGUAAUGAUUACUUAUCAGAAAGAAAAAGAGAGAUGGAGUAAUUGAAAUUAUAUUAAAAAUAAAAAAUAAACUUUGACUGAAUUUGA